Molecule: messenger RNA, 3789 nt
Organism: Magallana angulata
Lineage: Eukaryota; Metazoa; Mollusca; Bivalvia; Ostreida; Ostreidae
Exons: 4
Coding region: 549-1841 (430 amino acids)
Source: RefSeq, a predicted model, not a curated record
AUGAAAUAAUAUCAUCCGCCAUGGCCAAUUAUAAAUACAGCACACUUGAAAUGUGCUUCAUGAAAAAGAGAAUAAAUUCAAUACCAUGUGAUUUUUAAAAUAGUUUAUGAAACUUUUGUGUUAAAGUUGUGUUCUCUUUUUUUAUGUGAAUGAAGUAGUAAUGAAUGCAAAUAUCUAAAAGAUGUAUUCAUAUUCAUGUACAGUUAAAUGUAAGGAAUACCAUUCAUAUAUAUAUUUCUAAUUAAGUGGAAAGGAACUAUCAUAAUUAUAUUUGACAUAAAAAAGUUUUCUUUUCUUUUCCUUUUCACGUAACAUUCAAAAUUACAAUUUCUAAAUUAUUAAAAAGGAACUAUUCUCAUUUUAUUGGAUUGUAACAGAAAGAAGUGUUUUCAAAGUAUCAGAAAUCACACUUAAAACAUGUUUCCUUGCCCAUCGAAUUCAAACAUUUGACGGAUAUGCUAAUCCAAUAACGCAUGCGUCUUGUAUAUCUAAACAUUUCCUUGUGUAUGUACAGCGAAAUUAAUAUCAAACUUUGAUAUUCAUAUAAUAUGUGUGAGGAAAUCGAAGGAUGGGUACAAAUUGGUACUUCGUGCUGUUAUAAUUAUUACCACAAUGGAUCAACAUGUGUUCAUUGUCUCGCCGGCUAUUAUGGAACAGAUUGUCUUAAGCACUGCGAUCCGGGCUUCUAUGGUAAACUAUGUGUAGACAGAUGCAACUGUGUUAAAGACAUUUGCAAUCAUAUAUUAGGAUGUUCAACUGUUUCUACGGAAAGUUUAAUCUCCCCUUCCGAACGCUUGACAUUAUCAAGUCCUCAAGUCCAUGUUUCAACUAACUACAAAAGCCAUUUGACUACUGUAUAUCCUACCGUCAAACCUUCAAAAAACGUAUCUAGAAGUUAUGUUACAACAUCCUUUAUUACAACUAAAAUCACUUAUGAUGUUAUUACUACGAGUUCAAAACGUCUAAACAUUGCUACAACCACAACGUCAAGUAAACCACUUGAUACCAACAUUUACCUAAUGGCAAUAGGAGGUGUAAUUGCUCUGUUUCUUGGUAUUCUUAUUAUUCAAUUUUGUGUAAAACUUUGUUUAAAACGACGAAAGUAUUCACAACAGCUUUCUUUGAAACGAACCAAGAGUACCCCGGUAAAAGAGGAAGAAACAUAUCAAGAUAUUAACGAGGCUUUGAUGACUAUUAGGCGAUACGAUAAUCCUAUUGAACAUCAUCAACCUGGAAAAUACUUUGAACUACAUUCAGCAGAGCAAGUUCACACUUUUGAGCCAUAUGAUAAGAUCAAAUCCCAAAUACAAUAUCAAGAGAUAGCUGACUCAACUGUCGUAUCAUCAACCAGUUCUGAUUCUAAUAACAGCUCUACAUCAUACCUAAAACCAAAGUCAAGCAAACGACGCAGCUACGUAGAUGUUAUAGAUUCUACCUCUAAUAUGAAUGGAACCAGUGAUCAAGACGGUAAAGAUUACGAAUUACCAGCAGCAAAUCCACUUACAACAGCACCAUAUGAUCAAAUAAAUACUCCUCUGCAAAAUAAAGACAUUGCUGAGACUCAAGGAAUCUUAUCAACAAGUUCUGGAUCUAGUAACAGCAAUAAAUCAUACUUAAAUCCGACUUCAAACCAAAGACAUAGCUAUGUAGAGGUUUUGGAUUCAAACGAUAUUCCGUUUCAAGAUACUAUUUUACAUGUAACUGACGGCAGCAGGAACAGUAACUGCAGCGUAUCAUCUCAAUAUCUUGAUCCUAUCGUUGAUGAAAACUUAAUAAAGAGUUCUGAAAUAGGUGACCAUAGUGAUGGAUAUCUAGAUGUUACACAUGGGACUCUUUUUUAAUGUUUUAGCUUGAAAUUUCUGUCAUGAUUAAACUAUUUGAAUUUCAUUCUGUAGUGAAUGAAUAUGUCCUACAUGUUAUAAGCAACAAAAUUAAUGAUGUUACGACGACAAAUUUGUGUAAAAGCAUACAAUAACAAAACAUCCGGCAGAUAUAUCAACAAUGUUAUUAAAUAAUGGAAACUAUUUCCUUAAUUUUACAUAGCAUUCACAAAACAUAGUUUUAACCAGGCGCUUUUACACUAGUAUUUAAUCUCCUGAGUACCCAUGCCAUAAAAUAGUUUUACAAAUAAUACGUCAUCAAUCUUACCCAUAUUGCUGACGUUCACGUUUACCUGGCAUUACACAGAAUAUAUUCAUUACAAAUUGUUUUCCCUUUUAUUAAAACUUUUAAGAGUGUUAAAUCCAAUGAACUUGAAAUGCAACUUUAGUUGCAAAACAACUUCAAUAAAAGAUAAAACUAGAAUCAGCUGGUUUAAAUUUUGAUUAAGGUAAACUUUUCAGUUUUUAAUCAAAACUAUUGAUGCAUUGAGAAUCUUGUGUUAAUCAGAUUCCCAAAUCAGAUCCUCAGUCCGCUUCUAUUUUAUUUUCGCUACACAAAGAUCUCCUCGUGUAGCAACAAUGAAAAGAAAAAGAAGCUGAUCAAGGAUCUAAUAUUAAUCAAAUUGGAUGAAUUACUUAUUUUGAAGAGGACACUAGACACUAUAUAAAUCUGAGUUUAAAAAAACUGUAGGUCUAAAUCUUCGGAUUUUAGAUAUGUGUAAAUUGCAACAAAAUCAAUUAUACAUGUAUAAGCAAACCUUAAAAUAUCUCUACAAUUUUUGAAGUUAAAUAUAAAUUGACAUAUUUUAAUCAUUGCAUUUUUUUUUGACAUAUUGUAAUUCCUUCCCAUUUAUCAAGCAAUAAAUUGUCCUAUAGACUGUUCAUAUAGUUUUUAUCUGUAAUUUUUAAUAACAAGUGCGUCCGAUCGAUAUUUAUUACUCUGAGUAUACAUGAACCUAUAUGAAUGUGUAUAUUAUAUUUAUUAUCUUCAUGGUGGGGUUUUUUCAUAAUGUACUAUUUUUUCUAUAUUUGCGUUUACAGUGUUGUCUAUCUUAUUUCAAAUCUCUGUUUAAAAAAGUUAGACACUAGCAAGCGAAAAAAAAGAAUAUAGAUUAUAGCUAGUAUCCAUUUGAUACUGUUGGAAACAAUGUGGAUCCCUGAAGCUUGUUACCUCAUCUUUGCAAACCAUGGUUCUCUAAUCCGCACUUCUUCUCACGCUUCUCCCUUUUUCUUUGUGAGAAGCGGUGUAGAUCAGAAAACCUUGGCUAACAAAGAUGUUGUUACCUUAGUUGUCCGCAUUUUUAACAACUUUAGAUGUGCAAUUACUGAUAUUUACAUGUAAGUAUUUUUUCAUAAAAGCCUCAGUCAAAAAAUGUUUAUAAUAUUUUAUUAAACAUUGACCUUCUUACAUUUAUUAAUGCUGAAUAGUAAAUUUUAACACAAUCUAUGAUCAAUCAAAUUUUUUCGUCUAGCUUGUUCAUGUGCUGGCGCUUGGGACUUUUUUCUUCCUCAUUUGCUGGUCGGUGUAUGUUAAAAAUUUGUAUUAUUUUGAUGCAUUUCAUCUAUAUUCUGUUAUCUGUGUAACAGAAGUAAACAUCAAUCGAAUUAUAUUAUAUUUACAUUGCAAGUUUAUUAAGACAUUAAAUCUUAUUAUUCAGAUUUUCAGUUCUAUAAGAAAAUGUAUUUUACAUGCCAUAGCGCUACUGUUCCUGACAUACAAAAAAGCGAUUUACAACCCACAAAAAAUGGUAAUACUCUAACUUAACCUGUCUCAUUCAUUUUUCAUUGCUAGGCGACACUUUUUAUUUCAUCAGGAUAUAUAAUGAAAAUAAAAUAUUGACUCUAUCUUGAAUAUGAUCAGUCACGUUUUCAUGAACGACAGAUUAAAACUUUUUAAGAGUUCAAAACG